AUGGCCAACACUGUCAUCGUUGGGAGUGGUGUUAUUGGCCUGUCGACGGCCUACUAUCUGCUCCAACACCAGCCGGGCGGCUCCAUCCACCUCGUCGACUCUGCUAAUGAACUCUUCGCCUCGGCCUCUGGCUUUGCGGGAGGCUUCCUGGCCAAGGACUGGUUCCGCCCGGAACUGAUGCCGCUGGCCGAGCUCAGCUUCGAGGAGCACAGGAAGCUGGCCGAGGCGGAGAACGGCAGAGAGAGAUGGGGAUACGCAAAGAGCGUGACGGUGAGCUACGAGCCGCACGGGACGCUGAUGAACGGCAAGAGAGGCGAAGAUUGGCUGCUGGAGGGGACGAGCAGAGCCGGGCUCGUCGACUCGCGGAGGGAGCACAAGGACGGGGAGAUUCCCGACUGGCUGAGGAGGGUGGAUGGCGACUCGGUCAAGGUGAUUGAUGAUGGGAACGGCACGGCGAUUGUGGAUCCCCUGAGGUUCUGCAAGUUUCUCCUGGAAAAGGUCAAGGCUGCCGGCGUGCACAUCCACAACCCUGCCACAGCGUCGCGCGUGGAAACCGACGAAGCCGGCAAACUCUCCGGCGUGGUGGUCUGCCGUGGGGAGGGCUCGGAGGAGACGGUGAUUCCGGCGACCCGAGUGCUUCUGGCGGCGGGCUGCUGGACCCCCCACGUCUUCCACGACCUGUUCAAGAACCGCUACUACGUCGACGUGCCCAUUGAGAGCCUGGGCGGGCACUCGAUCGUUGUCAAGGCACCUGGCGAGGUGACGACAUGCCACUCUGUUUACACGACCAUGGGUCAACUCUCGCCUGAGGUGUACUCUCGACCGGAUGGGGUGAUUUACGUUGCUGGUGUGAACCAUGCUUCUAUUCCUCUGCCUAAACCUACUGUCAAGGCAGUGACUUUCAACGAGUCUAUUGAUAAGCUCAAGGACAUUGCGCGACGUCUUAUUGCUACGCCUAAUGGAGAGGAUUUGGAGAUUGUGCGUGAGGGACUCUGCUUCAGACCGAUUACGAAGAGGGGAACGCCGUACAUUGCGAGGUUGCCAGAGGAGAAACUUGGAGAGGACUUCAGAUCUGCGGAGCAGUCCCCCGGAGGUGUCUUUAUUGCUUCAGGACACGGCCCGUGGGGAAUCACUUUGAGCUUGGGAACGGGCAAGGUGGUUGCGGAGAUGAUGUCUGGGAAGCCGCUCAGUGCUGAUAUUUCUAGCCUGGGCUUCUAG
This is a messenger RNA of Trichoderma aggressivum f. europaeum, 1218 nucleotides long. RefSeq lists its product as uncharacterized. Gene Ontology annotation, molecular function: oxidoreductase activity. Gene Ontology annotation, biological process: retrograde transport, endosome to Golgi. The transcript is spliced from 2 exons. Gene Ontology annotation, cellular component: late endosome; cytoplasm. The coding region runs from base 1 to 1218 and encodes 405 amino acids. Lineage: Eukaryota; Fungi; Ascomycota; Sordariomycetes; Hypocreales; Hypocreaceae. The record is from RefSeq and is a predicted model, not a curated record.